GUAGUGGCGGCUGAGCCUAUAUUGAACGGAAUUAAAUGGUAGCUGAAGGAGUCCUUUUCUAGGGAGUUAAGCUUUAAGGGGAGCAAACCUGAUGUGCGCGAUAUCAUUGCUACUUUGCUACUCGCCGUUGAUUCUUCGGGAAUAAGAAGUUUCUACUCAAGAAUUUUUUCCUGAGGGCCCAGUGCCAUGCCAGAAGGAUCCCACAGCACGUCAUAUGAGGUCCCAAUGGGUGAAGAGUCACCUCGGUUGUCCACGGCCUCCUCGGUCAGCAGCAAUGAGCGGAUGUCCACCGCCACUGUGUCGGACUGCUCCGCCUCACUCGGCACCGACCUCCAGGACGGCGAGCGCCCGGUGAGCCUGGUGUCCACCCUCUCCUCGGGCUCCUCCCGGGACGGGCAGAGCCUGUACGGGAGCACUGCGGCCCUCCCCGACGCCCCACCCUCUACCGGAGACGACAUUGACCUGGAGCUGAGCCCUGCGGGGGGCGCCAGGGAGCAGCAGGAGCAGGAGCAGCACACAGACCCGGGGGAGAGGAGGAGGAGGGGCCUCGCCUUCCAUCAGUGCAACAACAACAACGCAGCGGCCCCCAACAGCGGAGAGGGCACGCACCAGGCCUCCGUCUCGCCCUUCGCAGCCAAAGCCAUGGCCCCCAACCCCAAGCUCACCUAUGUGGACCGCGUCGUCAUGGAGAUCAUCGAGACGGAGCGCAUGUAUGUCAGGGACCUGCGUAGCAUCGUGGAGGACUACCUAGCCCACAUCAUCGACACAAGCGAUCUACCCAUCAAGCCUGAACAGGUGUGUGCCCUGUUCGGAAACAUUGAGGACAUCUAUGAGUUUAACAGUGAGCUUCUGCAGUCACUGGACAUGUGCGAGAACGACCCUGUGGCCAUUGCCAGGUGUUUUGUGGACAAGAGCGAGUAUUUUGAGAUCUACACUCAGUACUGCACAAACUACCCCAACUCGGUUGCCGCUCUGACAGACUGCAUGAGGAGCAAGGCUCUGGCCAAGUUCUUCCGGGAUCGACAGGCCUCCCUGAAACGCUCGCUCCCGCUGGGCUCCUAUCUGCUCAAACCUGUCCAGAGGAUCCUCAAGUACCACCUGCUGCUCCAGGAGAUUGCCAAGCACUUCGACCCCCAGGAAGAGGGCUAUGAAGUGGUGGAGGAGGCCAUUGACACCAUGACAGGCGUGGCUUGGUACAUCAACGACAUGAAGAGGAAGCACGAGCAUGCUGUUCGUCUGCAGGAGGUCCAAUCACUACUCAUUAACUGGAAAGGACCUGACCUCACCACCUAUGGGGAGCUGGUCUUGGAGGGCACCUUCCGUGUCCACCGUGCCAAGAAUGAGAGAACGCUCUUCCUCUUCGACAAGAUGCUCCUCAUCACAAAGAAGAGAGGGGAGCACUAUGUCUAUAAGACACACAUCUCGUGCUCCACCCUGAUGCUGAUUGAGAGCACCAAGGACUCCCUGUGCUUCAGCGUUACCCACUUUAAGCACCCAAAGCAGCCUCAUACAGUACAGGCUAAGACUGUUGAGGAGAAAAGACUGUGGGCCCAUCACAUUAAACGGCUCAUUUUAGAAAACCACCAUGCCAUCAUUCCACAGAAGGCAAAAGAGGCCAUUCUGGAAAUGGACUCCAUAUACCCAUCAAAGUACCGGUACAGCCCAGAGAGGCUGAAGAAGGCGGUGUCCUGCCAAUCAGAUGAUUUCCCAGGAGGAGGGCGGCAAGGAAGGAGGCAGUCAGAACCAGCCAAGCAGAUCAUAAAGAGCACCAAAGCUAUUCUCAAGGAUGAAGAUGGGUGUGACGUCACUGAAGAGAAUGGUCUAAAGAGUGAGAGCAGCCAGUCACCAGGUCAGAAUGAGAUUUAUGAGACCGAGAAUGGCAGUUCUGCAGCUGAACAGGCCCCAGAAGAAUGGUUACAUCCUCAGCCAGGGGCUAGAGAGGAAGAUAUCCCCUCAGAUUCAGAACCUGUUGCCAUGGCCACCAUGCCCGUGGAUAGCCACCAGGACCUAGAGAUGUCAGAGCCUGAGAAGGAACAACAAGAGGACGAAGAGGAGGAGGAAAAGGAGAAGGAGGAGAAGGUGGAGGAGCCAAUCAUUCCCCAGCAGGAGCAGGUGAAGGGGCUGACCAGCGGGGAGUCGUCAGAGGACGAGGAGGAGGAAGAGGAGGGAGCCGCGCCGGAGAUGGAGCCCAGCAGCAUCCUGCCGCCGUCCGUGCUGGACCAGGCCAGUGUCAUCGCGGAGCGCUUCGUCAGCAGCCUGUCCCGACGGAGCAGCCUGAUCGCAGACGAUGCGCGCUCCCCCAGCUGUCCCUCGCCGCGGCUGGGCAGCAGGAGCGGCAGCGCCCUCAGCCUCAACGCCGAGGCCCAGGACAAAACGCAGAGGCUCAACAGCGCCUCCUCUGAACCCCCGCUGAUUCUGCUCCACCAGGACUCUGCCGCCUCAGGGACCGACCCCACCGUGCUCUCCCCCAGCUCGGACAACCUUUUCGAGGUGGACCGAGGAUCUCAGAGGAGGCGGGACUCCACCCUCUCCAAGAAGGACAGGCUGCUCAUAGACAAGAUCAGGAGCUACUACGAGCACGCCGAGCACCAGGACGCCAACUUCAGCAUCAAGCGCAGGGAGAGCUUGUCCUAUAUCCCCGCUGGCCUGGUCAGGAACCUUAGCAGCCGGCUCAACAGCAUUCCCAAGAAUGAGGCUGUUGCUGCAGAGAAAAAGGCUGUGCCCAGUGUCCGUCCUGCCUCUUGGAUGGUGUUUAACCUGCCAGGCAUGGAUAAAGCUGAGAAAACAACGUCCUCUGAGUCAGAUGCUGACAUGACUGUGGAUGGCCAGAAGUCUAAGCCCGUGUCUCUGAGCCUCAGCGACAUCCCCAUCAGUGACGAGGAAUUCCGGCCCUCCAGCGAAAUGAUCAAGGUGUGGCAGGACAUGGAGGAGAAGGUCAGCAGAUCCCCGGCAGAAGCUCAGAGUUCCUUAAACACCAGGGAGGAUGCUCCUUGCAGGGGAGCUAGCCCAAGCCUGUCCCGUAAGGGCCAAUCUGGCAACGGGAAGCCUGCGGGAGAAUACAGUGAGCCUUUGAUGAUACUUGAAGAAUGUGACCUGAGCACCAUUUCAGAGGAGUCCUCCAUCCCUUCGCCAGUCAAGGCCUCCCCAGGCAGGGAGGUGGGUCUUGGGCGAGCGGGCAGCCUGAACGAGACCCAUAGGUCGCAGCAGGAGGGCAGGGUCUCUCGAGCGCCCAUCCCCAGGGUCAUUAGCCUAAGGGCGGAUGUGGAGGAGGACCUGCUCCUUCAGGACAUGGAGAAGAUGAAAAACAAGGUGUUCCAGUUGGCCCGCCAGUACAGUCAGCGCAUCAAGAACAGCAGGCCAAUAGUGAAGCAGAGGGCCAGGGAGACAGAGAGCUAUUUUAUCAAGAGGAACCUGCCCUCUGUCCAGGAGGAAAGGGAAGACAGAGGUAAGUCCAACCUGACACUGUCCCUGAGCCCCUAUGACCAAGUUGUCCUUCAGGAGUUGAAGUCCCCCAGCCCGGUCCACACCCCAAGAUCUGUGUCCAGCCCCCGGGUUCUGUCGCCCAGCCUCCAGCAUUCCAAGAGCCCACUCAGCCCUGCGCUGACUGAGAGCUUCAACUGGCCAGAUGUGCGCGAGCUACGCUCCAAAUAUGCUCCCCGGAGCCCCGAUAGCGCCCCGCCACGCCCCUCACCUGUGAGCCGUAGCUGCUCCGUGCCUGAGAAGAUGCUGGAGUCUGACCCAGCAGGGCCCAGUGCUACAUGGAGGCACUCUAGCUACUCUCCAAGCUCCAGCUGCUACAGCCCCCUGGACACUAAGGCAGAGCCCACCAGCCCCUCUGAAUCCCCAGUCUACAAGCCCCAUCUGAACAUGGCUUCCGGAGAGGGAGAGGGAAGACCUGGGUAUCUCUGCAGGUCAGGCUCCCUGGAUCACAGGUUGAACGCACUGGACAUGAACGAACUGAACCGCAUCCAAGACAAUAACACUAACAGCAGCUACUACAUCUCCGGCCAGGCCUCCUUGCCCAACCAACACAAGGUCAUUGUUAUGGAGAAGCUUGCUGCGGCCGAGUCAUGGCGGAAAGAAAAAGAGGGAAAAAGAGAAAUGGAGGUGAAGGAAGAGGCUGAUGAGAACUAUGUGCAGAUUCGCUCCCCUACCUCCCACGAGAAAAUCUCUAUCAUGGCCGUCAUUGACCGCUGCAAGGCCUACCAGGAGUCGGACGAAUACCGACAGAGGGAGGAGAGUGGGGCUAAGGCAGACCAGGACUCCAGAAGCAGGAAAGAGAUAGACCAAAGCCGAGGAUCCCUCCCCAAUGACCUAGAUACUUCUCAGAAAUCAGUCGUGAAUUCGGGAAAAAAGAUUGAGAGUAGCCAGCACAGCUUGGUGAAAAACCUAAGAGAAAAAUUUCAGAACUUGAGCUCUAACACUCUUUAAAAC
Molecule: messenger RNA, 4434 nt
Organism: Megalops cyprinoides (Indo-Pacific tarpon)
Lineage: Eukaryota; Metazoa; Chordata; Actinopteri; Elopiformes; Megalopidae
Product: pleckstrin homology domain-containing family G member 3
Exons: 18
Coding region: 187-4431 (1414 amino acids)
Molecular function (GO): guanyl-nucleotide exchange factor activity
Source: RefSeq, a predicted model, not a curated record